Marmota flaviventris (yellow-bellied marmot) is the source of this 2503-nucleotide messenger RNA. RefSeq names its product stonin 1 (gene Ston1). NCBI's taxonomy places the organism in Eukaryota, Metazoa, Chordata, Mammalia, Rodentia, Sciuridae. Gene Ontology annotation, biological process: regulation of endocytosis; endocytosis. The record is from RefSeq and is a predicted model, not a curated record.
AGACAACAUAUCUGGUUCCUUGACAAGGCCACAGCCUCCUCCUGAAGAUGUGCUCCACAAACCCAGGCAAUUGGGUCACCUUUGAUGACGACCCUGCUUUUCAGUCUUCUCCAAAGUCCAAGAAUUUCCCUCUGGAGAAUCAAAGUGUCUGUAGACCAAAUGGACUUAAACUGAACCUGCCUGGUCUCAGAGAAUUUCCCAGUGGGCCUUCCUCCACCAGCAGCACCCCGCUGUCUUCUCCCAUUGUUGAUUUUUACUUUAGUCCGGGACCUCCAAGUAAUUCUCCCCUUUCUACACCAACCAAAGACUUCCCAGGUUUUCCCAGCAUCCCUAAAUCAGGGGUUCAUGUCCUUUAUCCCAUUCCAGAAUCUUCUCCAAACUGUCCACUUGUGCCAGCAGGAACAGGUUCCUCCUUAUUGUCUACUAAGUCCACCUGUGUCUCCCAGGCUUUCGUACCUAAGGACCCCUCAUGUACACCUCCAGCUCCCAGAGUGGGUCUCUCAGAUGAAACGAGUCCUCAGCAGGCUGAAGGUGGAGGUCUGCAAAGUGAUGCUCCCCAGUUUCAGUAUUUUCAGGAGGACUGCGCUUUUUCAAGUCCAUUUUGGAAAGAUGAAGGCAGCACUUCUCAGUUCACCUUUGACCCCUCGGGAAGCAGAAAGACUUUCUCGUCAAGAGACAGGGAGAUGCCUAUGGAUCAAAAAAGCCUAAAUAAAUGUUCCCUUGACUACAUCUGUGAGAAGCUUGAACACUUCCAGUCAGCCGAGCACCAAGACCCUCUUGGAAAUUUGUCUGCGCAGUGUCCCUAUGCCGAAGACUCUGUCUCUUCCUUUGUCCCCCAUACGCUUUUCAGGAGUCAGCCCAAAGCCGGAUGGUCCUUCAUGCUGAGAAUCCCUGAAAAGAAGAACAUGAUGUCUUCCCGGCAAUGGGGCCCAAUUUUUCUGAAAGUCUUACCCGGAGGAAUUUUGCAAAUGUAUUAUGAGAAGGGCUUGGAGAAGCCAUUCAAAGAGUUCCAGCUUGACCCACAUUGCAGACUUUCUGAACCCAAAGUUGAGAACUUUAGUGUGGCGGGGAAAAUCCAUACUGUGAAGAUUGAACAUGUGUCUUACACAGAAAAAAGGAAAUACCAUUCUAAGACAGAAGUCGUUCAUGAACCAGACGUAGAGCAGAUGUUGAAGUUGGGGUCCACAGAGUACCGGGACUUCCUGGACUUUCUGACUACUGUGGAGGAGGAGCUGCUGAAGCUGCCAGUCGUUCCCAAACCAAAGAAGAACUAUGAGGAGCAAGAAAUUUCCCUGGAAAUUGUGGACAACUUUUGGGGUAAAGUCACAAAAGAGGAUGGGAAAUUGGUUGAAAGUGCUGUCAUAACUCAAAUCCAUUGCCUCUGCUUUGUGAAUGGGAACGUGGAGUGCUUUUUAACCUUGAAUGACCUUGGACUGCAAAAGCAAGAUGAAUGCUGUUUUGAAAAAGAUCCAGAAAAGAAGUGGAUCGAGAUUCUUGACUACCAUUUUCAUAAGUGUGUGAAAGGACAAGAAUAUCAGCAGUCAAGAAUCGUUAAGUUUGUCCCUCUUGAUGCCUGCCGGUUUGAGCUGAUGCGUUUUAAGACUUUGUAUGAUGGGGACGAGCUUCCCUUUUCUGUGAAGUCCAUCGUGGUUGUCCAAGGCGCCUACGUGGAACUUCAGGCCUUUGUCAACAUGGCCCCGUUGGCUCAGAGGCCAUCCCACUCCAGUUCCUUGAGGUGCUGUGACAAUAUAAUGAUACACUUUCCUGUCCCGUCUCAGUGGAUCAAGGCUCUCUGGACCAUGAACCUCCAGAGGCAGAAGUCCCUGAAAGCCAAAAUGAACCGCAGGGCCUGUCUGGGGAGUUUACAUGAACCUGAAUCUGAACCUGUCAUUCAGGUCACUGUGGGGUCAGCCAAAUAUGAGAGUGCCUACCGGGCUGUGGUGUGGAAGAUAGAUCGGCUUCCUGAUAAAAAUUCAAGUCCUGAUCAUCCCCACUGUCUGUCAUACAAACUAGAACUUGGAUCAGACCAAGAAAUUCCCUCUGACUGGUAUCCAUUUGCUACUGUUCAGUUUUCUAUGCCUGAGUCCUGUGCCUCAAGGACAGAGGUCAGGUCUCUGGGGAUGGAGAGCGAUGUCCAGCCACAGAAACAUGUUCAACAGCGAGCUUGCUACAACAUCCAGGUUGAAAUAGAAAAGAAAUGGAUUAAAAUUGAUGGAGAAGACCCAGAUAAAGCUGGUGGCUGCAUAACUCAGUAGAAGUACCAAGAGUGAUGAUGAUCCACACGUCAGAUAUGUAACUCAGAGAAACCACAUGAAGUUCUGCUAUUGGCUUCUGAGUGGUGGGCUUAGGACAGGCCCAGUGGCUGUGUGUACUGAAGCUUAGACCUAAAACCAAACCUUCUGUGUUUUAUGCUUUUGAUAUGUUUUGCCAUAGGGGUUUCAUCUAAAUGUGUCUAUAAUUUGUGUGAUAUUUUGCUUCUUAUUGAAACUCAAAGGCACCGUUA